AUGACCGCAACCAAGUCAACUUUGCCUGCCCCCCUUGGGAGUCCUCCCGUCUGGGCCGAAAAUCGCCAAGCUCUUUGCGAUGCCCUUCCUUACUUCAAGGCGCACGAGGGAAGCCUUUACACGAAAGACAAGAUCAUUAAGGGUAUGCUCCUGAAUGCAUUCUCCACUGUGCGAGACUACUUGGGAACAGAAGUCAUCAUCACUACGCUGUAA
Molecule: messenger RNA, 213 nt
Organism: Colletotrichum spaethianum
Lineage: Eukaryota; Fungi; Ascomycota; Sordariomycetes; Glomerellales; Glomerellaceae
Exons: 1
Coding region: 1-213 (70 amino acids)
Source: RefSeq, a predicted model, not a curated record